AUGCCGCACUUUCACCAUAGGAAGGUGUGGUGGGUCUUGCCUGUGCUGUGGGGGAGGUUAACGGGUCCUGUCCUCGACCUCUCGGCAACUCUUCUCUCUCCGGUCUCCGCAGUCUGCGGGAGCAUGGACAUUCGCGUGGAUGUCUCCCAGCUGCAGAAGCUGGAGAACUGCACCGUCAUCGAGGGCAACCUGCAGAUCCUUCUGAUGUUCACCACCAGCAGCGAGCACUUCCGGCACCUGCGUUUCCCCCGCCUGGUCAUGAUCACGGAGUACCUGCUACUCUUCCGGGUCUACGGGCUGGAGAGCUUGCGGGACCUCUUCCCCAACCUGGCAGUCAUUCGCGGGACCAGCCUCUUCUUCAACUACGCCCUGGUGAUCUUCGAAAUGCCGCAUCUGCGUGACAUCGGCCUCCACAGCCUGACCAACAUCUUGAACGGUUCCGUGCGCAUUGAGCGCAACCAGGAGCUCUGCCACAUCUCCACCAUCGACUGGGGGCUGCUGCAACCCCACUCACUUGAGCAGAACAUCAUCUUGCACAACAAGCCUGUGGAGGAGUGUGCGGAUGUGUGCCCGGGGAUUCUGGACGUGGAGAAGCCCUGUGUCCAGACCCAGACGAGCAUCAAUGGCCGGAUGGAGUACCGCUGCUGGACCUCCAGCAACUGCCAGAAAGUGUGCCCCUGCAAAGGGGGCGUUGCCUGCACGGGCUCCGGCGAGUGCUGCCACCCGGAGUGCCUGGGGAGCUGCAGCGCCCCCCGGGACCACCAGGCCUGCGUCACCUGCCGCCACUUCUACUUCAACGGCCUCUGCCUGCGUUCCUGCCCGGACCGCACCUACCAGUACGAGAGGUGGCGCUGCGUGACGGCCGAGGACUGCGCCAGCCUGCGCAAGGUGUCGGAGAAUCCCCGGGAGUCCUCCCAGUUCGUAAUCCACCAGAAGCAGUGCCUGUCGGAGUGCCCGUCCGGUUACCAGAGGAACGAGAGCAGCAUCUUCUGCCACAAGUGCGAGGGCCUGUGCCCGAAGGAGUGCAAAGUCGGCACCAAGACCGUGGACUCCACAAGGGCGGCGAAGGACCUCUCCGGCUGCACGCUGAUUGAGGGCAACCUGAUCAUCAACAUCCGCCGGGGGGACAACCUGGCCUUGGAACUGCAGGGCAGCCUGGGACUGAUUGAGACCAUCACUGGGUUUCUGAAGAUCAAGCACUCCUUUGCCCUUAUCUCCUUGUCCUUCUUCAAGAACCUCAAGCUCAUCCGGGGGGACUCCAUGGUGGACGGCAAUUACACCCUCUACGUGCUGGACAACCCCAAUCUGCAGCAGCUGUGGGACUGGGGCCACCACACCCUCUCCAUCCCCGUGGGCAAGAUGUACUUUGCUUUCAACCCAAAGCUUUGCCUCUCCGAGAUCUUCCGCAUGGAGGAGAUCACAGGGACCAAGGGCAGGCAGAACAAAGCGGAGAUCAACCCCCGGACCAACGGCGACCGAGCCUCCUGUGAGCCCUUCCAGAACGUGACGGGACACGUGGGCCAGGACGCCUGCGGAGCCAACAGCUGGAACGUGGUGGACGUGGACCUUCCGCUGAGCAGCGACCAAGAGCCGGGCGUGGGGCUGCAGAGCCUCAAGCCCUGGACCCAGUACGCCCUCUUCGUGCGGGCCAUCACCCUCACCACUGCCGAGGAAGGGCGCAACUACGGGGCCCAGAGCGAGGUGGUCUACAUACGCACCCUGCCUGCAGCUCCGACUGUGCCGCGGGACGUCAUCUCCAUGUCCAACUCGUCUUCCCACCUCAUUGUGCGAUGGAAGCCGCCCACCCACCCCAACGGCAACCUGACCUACUACUUGGUUUUGUGGCAGCAGCUGGCGGAAGAUGCCGAGCUGUACGUCAAUGACUACUGCCACAAGGGCCUCCGGUUGCCGACCAGCAGCGCGGACACCCGCUUCGACACGGACGACAGCGAGGGCCUCAACAAGGGCUCCGAGGAAGACCACUGUUGCCCCUGCCACAGCCCCGUGGGGCAGCCCCCCCUGCAGCCAGAGUCUUUCCGGAAGAGGUUUGAGAACUUCCUGCACAACUCCAUCAUCAUGCCCAGGCCUCCCUGGAAAGUAACCUCUGUGAACAAGACCUAUUACAGGAUCCCAAAGAGGCGUCGGGACACCUCGGCACUGAUGACCACGCUCGGCCACGUCUUCCCCGACGCCUCCUCUCUGGAGACCCCGGGGAACGCGGCCGGCCUGAACCGCACGGGGGCCGACCCUAAAGCUGAGGCGGAGUUCCGCAUCUUUGAAGACAAAGUGGUUCGGGAUCGGACUGUCAUUUCUCACCUGUGCCACUUCACGGAGUACCGCAUCGACAUCCACGCCUGCAACCAUGCCGCGCAGACCGUGGGCUGCAGCGCGGCCACUUUUGUCUUUGCCAGGACCAUGCCGGAACCUCAUGCGGACGAUAUUCCCGGCAACGUGACCUGGGAGGCGGCCAACAAGAACAGCGUCCACCUGAGAUGGGAGGAGCCCAAGAACCCCAACGGCCUCAUCCUGAAGUACGAGAUCAAGUACAGCUGGGAGAACGAGAAAGUCCCGACCGUGGUUUGCGUUUCCCGCCACCGCUAUGCACAAGACGGAGGCUUCCACCUCGCCCUGCUCCAGCCGGGGAACUACUCUGCCAAGGUCCGAGCCACUUCCUUGGCGGGGAACGGCUCGUGGACCGGACUCAUCAAGUUCUCCAUUCCCGGGCCAGUAGAGGAAGAGGAGCCGGGCAACUUCUACGUGCUGCUGACCCUCAUGCCCGUCCUGCUGAUGGUGGGCAUCACCUCCCUGGCCGUCUUUGUCUUCUUAUACAACAAGAAGAGGAGCAACGACGGAUACCCCAGCGGGGCGCUUUACGCAUCGGUCAAUCCCGAGUACUUCAGCACCUCAAACAUGUACAUUCCGGACGAGUGGGAGGUGCCCCGGGAGAAGAUCACGGUGCUGCGGGAGCUGGGCCAGGGCUCCUUCGGGAUGGUCUACGAAGGGAUCGCCAAGGACCUCGAGCAGGAGGGCCAGGAGACCAGAGUCGCCCUGAAGACGGUCAACGAGACGGCCACCCGCAGGGAGAGCAUCGAGUUCCUCAACGAGGCCUCCGUGAUGAAGGCCUUCCGGUGCCACCACGUGGUCCGUCUCCUGGGCGUGGUCUCCCAAGGGCAGCCGGCCCUGGUCAUUAUGGAGCUGAUGACGCGAGGAGACUUGAAGAGCUACCUCCGUUCUCUCAGGCCAGACGCAGAGAACAACCCCGGCCUGCCUCCCCCCUCGCUGAAGGACAUGAUCCAGAUGGCUGGAGAAAUCGCGGACGGCAUGGCCUACCUGAAUGCCAAGAAGUUUGUUCACCGGGACCUGGCUGCCCGCAACUGCAUGGUCUCUGAGGACUUCACCGUGAAGAUUGGAGACUUUGGCAUGACCAGAGACAUCUACGAGACGGACUAUUACCGCAAAGGUGGGAAAGGAUUGCUGCCGGUCCGCUGGAUGUCCCCCGAGUCCCUGAAGGACGGGAUCUUCAACACACAGUCCGACAUCUGGUCCUUUGGGGUGGUGCUGUGGGAGAUCACGACGCUGGCGGAGCAGCCGUACCAGGGCAUGUCCAACGAGCAGGUCCUGCGCUUCGUCAUGGACAACGGGGUGCUGGAGAGACCGGAGACCUGUCCGGACAAACUGCACGAGCUGAUGACCGGGUGCUGGCAGCAGAACCCCCGCCUCCGCCCCUCCUUCAUCCAGAUCCUGGCGAGCAUCCAGGACGACAUGAGCGCCGGCUUCCACCAGCACGCCUUCUUCUGCAGCGCGGAGAACAAGCGCCGCAGCUCCUGGGAGGAGACGACCACCGCGCCAGAGACUGAGGCAGACCUGCUGCUGCUGCUGCUCAGCCUGGCCAGCGUUCCGCCCUCACCCUCCAGCCCACCACCGGCGAGGAGGCUGCAGGGACGGACCCCUGACGGGAUGGGAACCGGUCAGCACCCGCAAGCUCACAACUGCCGCAGAGACCCCAGUCCUGGCGAGGUUACGGCAGCGUGUGCCGAGGGGCUGGCUCUGCAGGUGCUGGAGCGCAAAGGGAUGGCGAGGUGA
Molecule: messenger RNA, 4083 nt
Organism: Gekko japonicus
Lineage: Eukaryota; Metazoa; Chordata; Lepidosauria; Squamata; Gekkonidae
Gene: INSRR
Product: insulin receptor-related receptor
Exons: 22
Coding region: 1-4083 (1360 amino acids)
Biological process (GO): insulin-like growth factor receptor signaling pathway; glucose homeostasis; protein autophosphorylation
Cellular component (GO): axon; membrane; insulin receptor complex
Molecular function (GO): phosphatidylinositol 3-kinase binding; ATP binding; insulin receptor substrate binding
Source: RefSeq, a predicted model, not a curated record